Messenger RNA from Mytilus californianus (California mussel), 843 nucleotides. Its product is annotated as cilia- and flagella-associated protein 300-like. The record is from RefSeq and is a predicted model, not a curated record. NCBI's taxonomy places the organism in Eukaryota, Metazoa, Mollusca, Bivalvia, Mytilida, Mytilidae. Bases 36 to 824 code for a protein of 262 amino acids. The transcript has 7 exons.
AAUCGCUUUAACCAGUAGACGAGAACUUAUCCAACAUGGAAGUCAAAACAAGAAAAUUUUCUUUUCAACAUCUCAAUUCAAAGAAAUUUUCUUCGAUAGACAGCAAAGAAAGUCAAGAAUCCUUUCUUAAAUGGUCUAUGAAAGGAAGAAUAUGUGCACAAAUGUACAGUUUUGACCAGUCAUUCCAAGCAUAUGAAAAGGACAGUUUUGUAAUGGACUUUUUAACAGAUCCAAAUGUCCUCCACACACUAAAAGUGGUAUCAUCAGAUGGUGGAUGGUCAACCCUUGGAGUAAAGGCUACCAGUGUAAAAGCAGAAAUUGUUCCUUGUACAGUAUUAUCAAUGUCAUUCUUUGACCGUAUUCAUAAUGAUGGUAUUGUGAGGGAGUCUGGAGCUAUACAGAAAUGUUUUGAUGAGUUUUAUGAAGACAUGGUUGUGUCAGAUGAACUCAGAAAGAUGUUACUGAUAGAUGACUCAGAUCACUACUGUUUAUAUAGUGACACAGAGAGAGAAGAACUUCUAUUUUGUAUAUUCAAACACAUUUGUAUUGGAGGGAAACUUUGUCAAUAUGAAGAUAAUGUUGAUCCUUACUUAGACAUCACAAAAAACAUAUAUAAAGAUUUGAUAAGUGUGCAGAAAAAUCCAGAAACUAAGGAGUUAAACAUAAUAUCGCAUGUGUUCAAAAUAUCAGCAAAGCAUGAAGAUUCUCAGAUCUACCCUACAGAUACAGAUCAUCAACAAACUUUUGCUUAUUUAGUAGUUGAUCCAUUUAAGAGACAUAUAUCAGUGUUUUAUCAUAGUUAUGGAAAUGGUGUUUUUGAAUAAAUGAAGUUGUUUUACCUUU